AUUAGGGUUGAAGGCCUCAUACAGCCAUCUGUGCCUCUCUCUCUCUCUCUCUCUCUCUCUCUCUCUCUCUCUCGCGCUCGGAAAUCGAACAGGUACCCGCUCUCUCCCUCCCUCUCUCUCUCGGGCGCCGGCACUGCUAUCGGGCUUAGUGAAUCAUGGCCGAGGGGGAACCGAAGCCGUUGAAUUAUAUACCGGAGGUGAUAUUGAAGAAGAGGAAAAGCAAUGAGCAGUGGGCAAUUAGAAGGAAGCUGCAGUUGGAGCAGAAGACUAGGAAAAGCAAGGGGGAUAAUUUCGUCAUCAAGAAGCCUGAGCAGUUCAUCAGGGACUUUCGAGACAGGGAGUUGGACCUCAUCCAAAUGAAGCAAAGGGGAAAACAGAAAAGGCGAGGUUCUGUAACACCAGAAUCCAAGUUGCUUUUCAUCAUUCGCAUUGGAGGGAAAACUGACAUGCAUCCAAAGACAAGGAAGAUUUUAUACUCUCUGAGACUAAGGAGAAUCUUCAAUGGUGUCUUUGUGAAGGCGAAUGAAAGGAUGAUGGAAAUUCUUCAAUUGGUGGAGCCUUUUGUUACGUACGGAUACCCCAAUCUGAAGAAUGUGAAGGAUCUGAUCUACAAGAAAGGUUUGGCGAAAAUUGACAAGCAGAGAGUUCCUCUGACAGACAACAACAUUGUUGAACAGGCACUGGGGAAUCAUGGCAUUUUAUGCAUAGAAGACAUUGUGAACGAGGUCGCUACUGUCGGUCCUCAUUUCAAAGAGGUUAUCGGUUUGCUAUGCCCCUUUACUCUCAACAAGCCAGACAACAAAGCAUUGUUUGGGAAGAAAAAGCUUUACAAGGAUGGGGGAGACACCGGAAAUCGCCAAGACCAGAUCAAUGAGCUGAUCAGCAAAAUGAACUAGGGUUUGCUGCCCCCUUGAUAGUUCAGUUGCCUUUUGUGUUUCUUAUUGUUUCUGCUUUUGUUCUUCUGUCUUUCUUCUUCCCUUCAAGCGAUCCGGAAAAAAAUAGUGAAGUAGCAUUUCUAAAGGGUCUUGUUCUUGUAUAAGAUACAGUAUCAGAUUCCAUUGAAGUGUAGUUUGAGCUUUGACCUCAGAUGACCUACGAUGUCUUUUAUUUCAAUUUUGGUAUGAGCAAUUAAAUUAGUAACUAAAA
Rhododendron vialii is the source of this 1146-nucleotide messenger RNA. Its product is annotated as large ribosomal subunit protein uL30z-like. The coding region runs from base 156 to 896 and encodes 246 amino acids. NCBI's taxonomy places the organism in Eukaryota, Viridiplantae, Streptophyta, Magnoliopsida, Ericales, Ericaceae. The transcript is spliced from 6 exons. Gene Ontology annotation, biological process: maturation of LSU-rRNA from tricistronic rRNA transcript (SSU-rRNA, 5.8S rRNA, LSU-rRNA). The record is from RefSeq and is a predicted model, not a curated record. Gene Ontology annotation, molecular function: structural constituent of ribosome; RNA binding. Gene Ontology annotation, cellular component: cytosolic large ribosomal subunit.